CGGAGAGGUGCUUCUCCGAGAUCUUUUCUUUUUGGAUUUGGGAUCUUUUUGCCGCUUUGUAGCCAUCUCUGACCUCCUCUUUUUGAAAAAGCACAAAACGGUAGCGGCCAUCCAUCCACCAACUAAACUCCACCCCAAUUUUUAUUAAUACCAUGGGUUCGAAUGACGACGACGAUGACAGCCCCUUGGGCUCUGGCCUGGGUACCAUUUUACGCUUUACGGGAAGCAAUGUACCGUCCCGUGCUCUGUACAUUGGAGAAGCUUUCGUUUCGGCAUCCCUCUUUAGUGUGACGAUCGGAUUGUGUUUUGGUUCCGUGGGAGCCGUGAUCUUUCCUAACACGUGUGGUCCCUUGGUGCCCUUCUUGACGGGAUCCUCGAUCGGGUACACAUUUGGACUGUACGAACAUUAUUCCAGUGUCAAGCGGAACAUGCUGGUUCAUGCCCGCCACUAUCCGACACUGUUGGCUCAUGCCAUGUGGUCCGAACACAAACGAGUCGUCCCCAAGUCGGUCAUGGAAGCGAGUCGACAACAAGAAGAAGAAGACAAUCCACAAGAAAGUAGCAACGUGACAACGUCACCACCCCUCUUGUACCAACCUGAGGUUGAAAAUGUUCCGUUGGAUCAGUGGGUCUUUCUGGGAGGGUUGGGACGACUCACCUGGUCCAUGUUGGCCUCUCAAAAUUGCAAGGCCAACGUGACCGCCAUUGAAGAACAAAAGCGACAACGAUUGGUGGAUUCUAUACUCCAAGAACACGAAGGAAAAAAUGAUGACAACAGCAAUGAUGAUUGAUGUUUUUACCUAUAGUAUGGCAUAAAGAAUUAUGAAAUAUCAGUAUGUAGCGUAUCCCAAAAAUACGGCUGUGAUCUCAUUUGGAGUCUUUAUCAUCCCUGAAAUAACAACGAGUCUGGCUGUAU
Molecule: messenger RNA, 916 nt
Organism: Seminavis robusta
Lineage: Eukaryota; Bacillariophyta; Bacillariophyceae; Naviculales; Naviculaceae
Source: the annotation of a GenBank genome assembly